Messenger RNA from Callithrix jacchus (white-tufted-ear marmoset), 3828 nucleotides. RefSeq names its product inhibitor of DNA binding 4 (gene ID4). Gene Ontology annotation, cellular component: nucleus; cytoplasm. Gene Ontology annotation, molecular function: protein dimerization activity; transcription regulator activity. Gene Ontology annotation, biological process: cell differentiation; circadian regulation of gene expression; negative regulation of transcription by RNA polymerase II. The record is from RefSeq and is a predicted model, not a curated record. Lineage: Eukaryota; Metazoa; Chordata; Mammalia; Primates; Cebidae.
GCGGCGGGCCGGGAGAGAGCGUAGUGGAGGAGGCGCGGUUGUGAGUAGUGCCGGGACAGGGGCGAUCCCGGGCUAGGGGAGCGUGGCGGCCACGGCCGGGCUUAGUGGGAGCUCCGAAGGGAGUGACUGGGGGACCCGGGCGGGCCACUUUUCUUCCGGUGCUUUUGCUUCUCCUUGCCUUUGGUUCGGGCUGAGCAUCGCCCGCCGAGCAGAGGUCCCCUCGCAAAACCCGGAGCGCCCCUCCGGUCAAUUGUUGGGCUCGGGAGCAUCGCGGUGCCCCGAGCGCGCCGGGCGCGAAAGCAGAGGGAGCGGAGCCUGCCGCGGACGGGGCUCGGAGCUUGCCCGCCCGCCUCCCUCGCUCGCUCCGGCGGGUCCGCUCGAUCAGGGCGCAGGGCGCUCGCGAUGAAGGCGGUGAGCCCGGUGCGCCCCUCGGGCCGCAAGGCGCCGUCGGGCUGCGGUGGCGGGGAGCUGGCGCUGCGCUGCCUGGCCGAGCACGGCCACAGCCUGGGUGGGUCGGCGGCCGCGGCGGCGGCGGCGGCGGCAGCGCGCUGCAAGGCGGCCGAGGCGGCGGCAGACGAGCCGGCGCUGUGCCUGCAGUGCGAUAUGAACGACUGCUACAGCCGCCUGCGGAGGCUGGUGCCCACCAUCCCGCCCAACAAGAAAGUCAGCAAAGUGGAGAUCCUGCAGCACGUUAUCGACUACAUCCUGGACCUGCAGCUGGCGCUGGAGACGCACCCGGCUCUGCUGAGGCAGCCGCCGCCGCCCGCGCCGCCGCACCACCCGGCCGGGACCUGUCCAGCCGCGCCGCCGCGGACCCCGCUCACGGCGCUCAACACCGACCCGGUGUGCGGCCGCCUGAGCCCGAGCCAGGAGCACUAGAGAGGGAGGGAGAAGAGGAGAAGUUAGAGAAAAAGCCACCGGAGGAAAGGAAAAAACAUCAGCAAACCUAGAAACGUUUUCAUUCGUCAUUCCAAGAGAGAGAGGAAAGAAAAAUACAACUUUCAUUCUUUCUUUGCACGUUCAUAAACAUUCUUACAUAUGUAUUCUCUUUUGUCUCUUCAUUUAUAACUGCUGUGAAUUGUACAUUUCUGUGUUUUUUGGAGGUGCAGUUAAACUGUUAAGCUUAAGUGUGACAGGACUGAUAAAUAGAAGAUCAAGAGUAGAUCCGACUUUAGAAGCCUACUUGCUGACCAAGGAGCUCAAUUUUUUGUUUUGAAGCUUUACUAAUAUACCAGAGCAUUGUAGAUAUUUUUUUUACAUCUAUUGUUUAAAAUAGAUGGUUAUAACGGGGCAGAGAACUUUUCUCUGCAAGAAUGUUACAUAUUGUAUAGAUAACUGAGUGACAUUUCAUACCGUGUAUAUAUAGAGAUGUCCUAUAAGUGAGAAAGUAUAUGCUUUAAUAGACUACUGUAAUUAUAAGAUAUUUUUAAUUAAAUAUUUUUUUGUAAAUAUUAUGUGUGUGUUUUUUUAAUCUAUGGGAAUAUUUCUUUUGGAAAAUUAUUUUUCAGCUCUAUUACAGAGCUCUUGAUACCUUGAAUGUCUUUUCUGUUUGGCCUGGCUUUUAAUUUGCUUCUGUUUUGCCCAGUAUAGACUUGGAAGUAACAGUUAGUUAUAGCUAGUGGUCUUGCAUGAUUGCAUGAGAUGUUUAAUCACAAAUUAAACUUGUUCUGAGUCCAUUCCAAUGUGUUUUCUUCAACAUAGACUGAAAUCUUUGUAUUUGAAGCAUACAUGUUGAGAAUAUACUCUAUCAGUUUUAAGUGCAGGGUUUUAUAGUGUAAUAUAUACAGAGUAAGUGUUUGUUUUUCAACUGAGGUCAAUAUGGAUUCUGAACAAUUUUGCAUAUAGGAUGAGGAAAUGCUUGGAUCCUUAAGGAGUUUACGAAACCUGCUGUUUUAUCAAAGUGAAAAAAACUUGCGUAUCACUCUUCAUUUUACACUAAAGCUUAAUGUCACUAAGUUUCGUGUCUGUACAGAUUAUUUAAAUCACAGAAAUGAAAAAAUGUUCUCUGCUUGCUACCAAAGCACAAACUCUUGGAAAUGAACACUUUCUGCUUUCCUUCCUCCAAAGAAUAUUAAUAGGCAGCAGUGGGAGAAAAAAAAAAGGCAUAAUGGCAAAUCCUUCAAGCAGGGAUAAAAGUCGAUCUUCAAACAUUAACUUAAGCAGACCAAAAAUUCUGAUGACCGCAUCUAGAUUAUUUUUUUAUAAAAAUGAUUUUCACUAUAGCUAUGUUAGUUACGCUAAGCUACUGUCCAAUCUCUUGUGAUGUGUAACUUUUACAUGUGAAUAUUAAAAUAGAUUUCUCUGUCUUGUACUGUGAUUUCUGGUCUCAUUUCUUUAAAACCUUACCCUGAUUUUUUUUUUUAAAGGCUCUUUUUUUUCUCCUUAAGGAAGGUAAUAUUUUCCAGGUUAGAUAGGACUAUCAGGGUUUGUGAACAUUAUGCAUUUAAUGUUAUGGGUACUUGACACACAAGUUAGAUGGAAUUUUUAGAGUGAAAGAGAAUUAAGUAGGAUUUAAUUGGGUGCUUUGUAAAUAGUCAACUGUGUGUAUAACGUGGUCUGUUUGAUUUUUAAAAGGAAAGGAUUUGUUUCAGAUUAUACAAGAAUAAAAGUAUUAUAGACCCAAGGGACUUUUUAUGAGGUCAAAUUCAAAUAUUUAUAUGAAUAUGAAAUACCGUGGUCCCCAGUAGUCAGUUGAAGUGGCAAUGUCUAAACAAAUGAACAAAACUAACGCUACUAGGUUAAAGUCAAUCAAAAGGUUUAAAAAUUGAUCCUAUCGUCAGCAUGUUAUUUCCUGAGCUCUGAUAUUUUACUGGUCUUUGAGUGUUUUUAGAAUUUGAUGUAUUUGAUGUUGAACCUUAUAAAGUCAAAAGAACUGCUUGUUUAGAUGAGGUUUAUUUUUAUUUUUGAUAUUAUUCAUUCUUGUCACACAUCAAGAAGAAAACACUAGAGCACUGCUGGAAUUCCAAAUCUGAAGAAUUCUAACGACUGCAUUCUUUGUUAUUAAAAAGGGCACAAUCCUUCCUUUUUAUUUGGCAGUUUAAUUUCAGUAGGAAGCAUGUCACAUGUGCACUGUUGGUUAGAAUUAUGCAUCUGUCAUGCCUGACUGCUGAACCCUACCUAAGCCUUUGGGCACAGUUUAAAACUUAACGCUGGUGGACUAUGAACCUCAAAACAAAUGGAUAUUUCUGGGUUUUGAGGAUAGAUGUUACUCCUUAGUUAAAGUUUAUAUUUGGGGCAUGAAAAACAAAAAGAAAAGAAAAGUGUUUCAGAUACUGCAUUUCAAAGAGUUGGCAUUUUCCCUUUGGACACUCAAGCAGCAUUUGAUGUUUCUAAAGAAACAAAGUCAUUGUUUAUUUUUUAAAAAAAAUUAUAUGCAGUUGUACAAGAUACUACAUUCCAUAGAAAUGCUGGCUAUGGCAACCAGAUAACAAAAACAGUUUGAGUCUUUUAUCUACGUAGUUCUAAUUAUUCAGAUGCUUUAUUUAACAAAGGAAAAUAUCCUGACUUCUCUCAUUUCAUUCGUAAACUUCUCAUUAUAUAGGCCCAACCAAAGAGGCAGACUCGUUUAAAACCCCAGAAGGAAAAAAAGUAUCCCACACAGUGGAUGCUGUUUCUAAGAAUGUUAGAAAAUCCUGACAUCUCAGACAUCUCGUGUUAAAGGAAAAAUACCUUUUCAUUUCAAAGAACUAAUAUACUUUGGUAUUGUGUAAACCUUACUCAAGUUUAUUGUCAAGCUUUAACUGCCUUUUUAGAACUUUUUAAAAUUUUGACCCCACGAAUCUAUUGUAUUAGUUGCCUUCUAUAACAAUAAAUCUUCACUGAGCAAAA